UCAUCAUUUGCAGACUCCUGACCAGCCUUCGGCUAAAAGAGACUCUGAUAUGGAAUCAGAAAAUGAAAAUGAUUUGCCUCCAGCGAUUGAUCAGCCAUCAAUGGACAGUAGUGCCGAGCUGUCGACAGAAACCAUCAGUCAUCAUUUGCAGCCUCCUGAAAGGUCUUCAGCUCAAAGAGACUCUGAUAUGGAAUCAGGCAAUGAAAAUGAUUUGCCUCCAGCGAUUAAGAAGUCAUCAAUGGACAGUACUGCUGAGCUGUUGAUAGAAACUGUCAGUCAUCAUUUGAAGCCUCCUGACAGGCCUUCGGCUCAAAAGGACUCUGACAUGGAAUCAGACAAUGCAAAUGAUAUGCCUUCAGCGAUUGAGCAGUCAUCAAUGGACAGCUAUCGACAGAAACUGUCAGUCAUCAUUUGCAGCCUCCUGACAGGCCUUCGGCUCAAAAGGACUCUGACAUGAAAUCAGACAAUG
Dreissena polymorpha is the source of this 469-nucleotide messenger RNA. RefSeq lists its product as uncharacterized. Bases 50 to 457 code for a protein of 135 amino acids. The record is from RefSeq and is a predicted model, not a curated record. Lineage: Eukaryota; Metazoa; Mollusca; Bivalvia; Myida; Dreissenidae. The transcript has 4 exons.